UGGAAAAGAGUGUCAAAGAUUUACUACAUUGCUAUGUGAAGUCCUAAUUUUAAAGAUAGUCUUGUGUCUUCUAGGAUCAGAUCUUCUCAUGUCAGACCAGAUGCAGACAGUGUUGGGGAACUUGCAAAAUGAAUAAUAGUCAGAAUGUCAGUUGGGUCAGAUAUUAAGCAUAUAGGUUACUGAUACUCUAAUAAGAGUAACUCUCAACAGAAUGCUUAAAAGGGACCAUCAACAUUAAGUGUUACCAAAUGUUUUGUUUUGUUUAUUGGAUCUUGACAGCUUCAGUCCUCAUUCACUUCAGUUUUUCUAGCUCCAGUGAGGGAGAAAAGUGGGCGGAGAAACAUGAUCAUGUGACUACCAAAUAAAGUUGAACUAAUUUGCUUCUUCCAGGAAAAGCUCUCAUUAAAACAUUCCCAAAUGCAGGCAGAAAUCAUCACAAACCACAUGAAAUGAACAUGAGAGUUGUCUUCAAGAGUCUGUUGUUUUUACUGGGGUUUUUCUCAGUUCAAACGAAGGGAGGAACUGAAGUGAACAUAGCAACAUGGGGCAAAGCUAAUCAAUCGACACAGGCCUACAACUGGUAUCCCUCAAACGCACUGGAUGGGAAAAACUCCACCUGCACUCAUACAGAUGUACAGAGUGACCCGUGGUGGAAGCUGGACCUGAUGAAGACGUACAGUGUGAACAGAGUGACCAUCACUAACAGACACGACUGCUGUAGUUACAGGAUAAACGGGUCAGAGAUUCGGGUUGGAAACAAUUCUUCAGAUCUUUUCAGAAACCCUGUAUGUGCUGUAGUUUCUUCUAUUCCAGCAGGAGCUACCUACAGCUACUCGUGUGGUGGGAUGAAGGGACGUUACGUUACUGUGAAUAUUCCUGGAACUUCAAAGAUUCUGACUCUCUGUGAAGUGGAAGUCUAUGUGAUUUUUCCAGGUAAUUCAGAGCCACAAAGCAAAUGUCUUCUGGCCCAGAUCCGGGCCAAACAAUCACUUUUUCCUCGUCCCAAGUGCCGCAAAGAAUGAUGGUCCUGAAGUGGCC
Molecule: messenger RNA, 1038 nt
Organism: Carassius auratus (goldfish)
Lineage: Eukaryota; Metazoa; Chordata; Actinopteri; Cypriniformes; Cyprinidae
Product: fucolectin-like
Exons: 4
Coding region: 450-1022 (190 amino acids)
Source: RefSeq, a predicted model, not a curated record